Cervus elaphus (red deer) is the source of this 2724-nucleotide messenger RNA. RefSeq names its product major facilitator superfamily domain containing 13A (gene SLC68A1). Bases 640 to 2193 code for a protein of 517 amino acids. Lineage: Eukaryota; Metazoa; Chordata; Mammalia; Artiodactyla; Cervidae. The transcript is spliced from 10 exons. The record is from RefSeq and is a predicted model, not a curated record.
AGGAAGGCACUGAGCUCUCUUGAUUCUCCGAAUUAAUAGUAAGGAAGGAGGGUGGAGAGGACGGGAAGCUCUCAGAAAAACAGUUUACUUGAACUGAAGUGACAUUAAGGCUUCGUGGAGGUGAGAGUCAGGAAUUCAGGCAACCUGCACCGUUUUUUGCUAGCGUGCACAUCCUCUGCUUGAUCCCUAAGGGCAAAGGCCCAUAACAAAUAUGGCGGCGGCAGCCUCGGGCUCCAGCACCUGCCUAAACUGCGGUCCCAGGAGCCGCGCGGAGCCAAUCGCUGGGUAGGGGCGGAAGAAGAGGCUGGAGAAGCUACCCGCGGCCCGCGCGCAGGCGCACUGACUGUCACCUGGCUCCCGGCAGCCUUGGGAUUAGGCUUCGCGUGCCACAAUUGCGAAAUGAGAAAAAAACCAGCAGAGGAUACAUCACCAAGUUGAAUUUUGACCAACAUCCAGACUGAGACAGCGUUGGGAAGUCCCAUGACACAGCGCAUCUGGAGUCCAGGUUGGGAAAAGGUCCCAGGCAUGGCGUCCACUUCCGUGGGUGAGACUUCAAAAGUUGAGGAACAAGUAUGGCCAGACUGCCCAUGGCCAUGAGCGUGCCUUGGUGCUCCUGGGGCUGAGGCUGGGCCGGCCGCCAUGAGGCUGGGUGGGCCUUGGGCCUGGCUGCUGGGCCUGCCCACGGCUGUGGUCUAUGGCUCCCUGGCCCUCUUUGUCUCUGUCCUGCACAACGUGUUCCUGCUUUACUACGUGGACACCUUUGUCUCCGUGUACAAGAUCGACAAAGCUGCAUUCUGGGUUGGAGAGACGGUGUUUCUGCUCUGGAACAGUCUCAACGACCCCCUCUUCGGCUGGCUGAGUGACCGUCGGUUCCUCAGCUCCCAACCCCGGUCAGGCACUGGGCUCUCCUCAAGGGCUGUGGUGCUGGCACGUGUGCGGGCACUGGGCUGGCACGGGCCGCUGCUGGCUCUGUCGUUCCUGGCAUUCUGGGUGCCCUGGGCGCCUGCUGGGCUUCAGUUCUUGCUGUGCCUGUGCCUCUACGACGGCUUCCUGACGCUCGUAGACCUGCACCAUCAUGCCUUGCUGGCCGACCUGGCCCUCUCAGCCCACGACCGCACCCACCUCAACUUCUACUGCUCCCUCUUCAGUGCAGCCGGCUCCCUGUCUGUCUUUGCCUCCUACGCCUUCUGGAACAAAGAGGACUUUUCUUCCUUCCGCGCCUUCUGCCUGGCGCUGGCCACUGGCUCCGGGCUGGGUUUUGUGGGGGCCGCACGGCUGCUGAGGCGGCGGGUUGAGGCGGCCGGCAGGGAGCCGGGGUGCCCAGCCAUGGCUGUGAAUGGCGGCCUGUGUGAAGAAGAGCUGCUUGUGGGCGGCGAGGAUGUGGGUAGCAUCACCUUGGGCCAGUACCUCCAGCAGCUGGCACGCCACCGGAACUUCCUGUGGUUUGUGGGCAUGGAUCUGGUGCAGGUCUUUCACUGCCACUUCAACAGCAACUUCUUUCCCCUCUUCCUGGAGCAUCUGUUGUCAGACCACAUCUCCCUCUCCACGGGCUCCUUCCUAUUGGGCAUCUCCUACGUCGCUCCCCACCUCAACAACCUCUACUUCCUGCCCCUGUGCCGGCGCUGGGGUGUCUACGCCGUGGUGCGGGGGCUCUUCCUGCUCAAGCUGGGCCUGAGCCUGCUUAUGCUGUUGGCCGGCCCCGACCACCCCGGCCUGCUCUGCCUCUUCAUUGCCAGCAACCGUGUCUUCACUGAGGGCACCUGUAAGCUGUUGACCUUGGUGGUCACGGACCUGGUGGACGAGGACCUGGUGCUCAAUCACCGCAAGCAGGCAGCCUCGGCGCUUCUCUUUGGCAUGGUGGCCCUGGUGACCAAGCCAGGCCAGACCUUUGCUCCGCUGCUGGGCACCUGGCUGCUCUGCUUCUACACAGGUCAUGAUCUCUUCCAGCAGCCCCCCCUGGCCCCUGUGGGGAGUGCUCAGCCCUGGCCAGAGCCCCCGGCUCCACCCCCGGCACAGGCCCCCACACUCCGCCAGGGCUGCUUCUACCUGCUGGUGCUGGUGCCCAUCACCUGUGCUCUGCUGCAGCUCUUCACCUGGUCCCAGUUCACGCUGCAUGGGAGACGCCUGCACAUGGUCAAAGCCCAGCGCCAGAACCUGUCACGGGCCCAAACCCUGGACGUUAAGGUGGUGUGAGGGGAGUGCAAAGCCACCCUGUUGAGGACACUACCUGUAGCCCUGGGGGGGCCAGCCCUGUGUCCUGCUCUUCCGCCUCCCUGGGGUCCUGCCUGGAGGACAGAUGGCAGAGUGGGAGCACUUGGGGCUGAGCUGGAGUGUCACUGGGGUCUAAGUUUCUGCAUGGCUGUCUGGCCCAGCUUGGGCAAAGGCUGGGCCAUGUGUGCGCUCAGGGACCUGCUUCCUCCUCUAGGGCAGAAGGAAGAAGAGGACUGAGAAGGGUGGGGCCUGCCCUGUGGUCACAUGGGAUUGCUAUGGGUAUGGAGGCCAUUCCUCCUACCUGGCCAGGGCUAGCGCCCUGUGUGGGCUCCGGAACCACUUUUGCCUGGUCAGGACUGGGAGUCCUACAGUGGUUUCUCUCAGAAUUCUCUGCUUCAGCCACACCUGGAGUAGCACACUCCAGCUGCUGCAGGGCACCCCGGAACCCCAAAUGACCUCUCAAUGAGGCUCAUCUCAUCACAGACUGAUUAAAGCCAGUCAUUUCUAUUUCCA